GAGGGGCAAGCGAAGAGGAGGAAAAUGGAGAUUCCAGCCCCACCAACUUCAAAGUGCAUUCUCUAUUGGAAAAGGAAAGUCAAGUCAGAAUAUAUGCGCCUCAGACAGCUCAAGAGGUUCCAAGCGAACAUGGGAGCAAAGGCUUUGUUUGCCUCUAACUACGCGAAGGUACAAGAACAGAGAAACAUCCUGAAUGAGGACUGGAAGAAGCUCAGAGUUCAACCUAUUCAGUCAAUGAAGCUGGUUAGAGGACAUCCUUUUCUCAAACAGUGCACUAUUGAGAGCAUCUUCCCCAGUUUUACCACACAGACUGUGUUCAUGCGGACCCUCAACACGGUGGCCCUGGUGCCUAUCAUGUAUUCCUGGUCCCCACUUCAACAGAAUUUCAUGGUGGAAGAUGAGACUGUUCUGUGCAACAUCCCCUACAUGGGGGACGAGGUAAAAGAGGAAGACGAAACCUUCAUUGAGGAGCUCAUCAACAACUAUGAUGGCAAAGUGCAUGGAGAGGAAGAAAUGCUGUCUAGUUCCGUCCUCAUCAGUGAUGCCGUGUUUCUUGAGCUGGUUGAUGCACUGAAUCAGCACUCCGAGGAGGAAGAGGAAGGGCACGACGCUGCUGAGGGCAAACUGGAAGCUGGCAAGGAUGAGCUGCCGGUCACUCGGAAGAGAAAGCGGCUUUCUGUGGAAAGCAACAAGAAAGGUUCCAAGAAGCACUUUCCAAAUGACAUGAUCUUUACUGCUAUUUCCUCAAUGUUCCCUGAGAAUGGUUUUCCAGAUGAUAUGAAGGAGAGAUACAGGGAGCUGACCGAAGAGUCAGACCCGAACGCGCUCCCUCCACAGUGCACACCGAACAUCGAUGGCCCGUGUGCCAAGUCUGUCCAGCGUGAGCAGGCCCUGCACUCCUUCCACACUCUGUUCUGUAGGCGGUGCUUCAAGUACGACUGCUUCCUCCACCCUUUCCAUGCUACUCCCAAUGUGUAUAAGCGGAAGAGCAGAGAGAUCAAAAUUGAGACGGAGCCCUGCGGUCCAGACUGCUUCUUGUGGUUGGAGGGAGCCAAGGAGUUCGCUGCGCUGCGCAACCCACGCUCCAAGUGCUCUGGACGGCGCCGACGCAGGCACCCCACCCUCAACACCUCCUCUUCCUCCAGUGCUUCGACUUCGGCCAGCACCGAAGCCAAGGAAGGCGACAGUGACAGAGACACCGGCAACGACUGGGCCUCCAGCUCCUCUGAGGCAAACUCACGUUGCCAGACUCCAACGAAGCAGAAGCUGAGCCCGGCCGUCUCGCAGCCGGUCCUGUCUGAGGAGCCCGUGGAGCCCGUGGAAUGGACAGGGGCAGAGGAGUCUCUCUUCCGGGUCUUCCAUGGAACCUACUACAACAAUUUCUGCUCAAUCGCUAGACUGCUGGGAACGAAGACCUGCAAGCAGGUAUUUCAAUUUGCAGUGAAGGAGUCCUUGAUAACGAAGCUUCCCACACAUGAGCUCCUGAACCCCUCCCAGAAGAAGAAGAGGAAGCACAGGCUGUGGGCUGCUCACUGCAGGAAGAUCCAGCUUAAGAAAGAUAAUUCAUCUACUCAGGUGUACAACUAUCAGCCCUGUGACCACCCCGCGCACCCUUGCGACAGCUCCUGCCCUUGCAUCAUGACCCAGAAUUUCUGCGAGAAGUUCUGCCAGUGUAAUCCAGACUGCCAGAACCGUUUUCCUGGCUGCCGGUGCAAGACGCAGUGCAACACCAAACAGUGCCCAUGCUACCUGGCCGUGCGGGAGUGCGACCCGGACCUCUGCCUGACUUGUGGGGCCUCGGAGCACUGGGACUCCAAGGUGGUUUCCUGCAAGAACUGCAGCAUCCAGCGGGGCCUGAAGAAGCACCUGCUGCUAGCCCCGUCCGAUGUUGCUGGCUGGGGAACCUUCAUCAAGGAGGCCGUGCAGAAGAACGAAUUCAUCUCGGAGUACUGCGGGGAGCUCAUCUCUCAAGACGAGGCUGACCGACGUGGGAAAGUCUAUGACAAAUACAUGUCCAGUUUCCUCUUCAACCUCAAUAAUGAUUUCGUUGUUGACGCAACCCGCAAAGGCAACAAAAUCCGCUUUGCAAACCAUUCUGUCAAUCCUAACUGCUACGCCAAAGUGGUGAUGGUGAAUGGAGACCACCGCAUCGGGAUCUUUGCCAAGAGGGCAAUCCAGGCGGGCGAGGAGCUCUUCUUUGAUUACAGGUAUAGCCAGGCAGAUGCGCUCAAGUAUGUCGGCAUAGAAAGAGAAACAGACAUCAUUUAAUCGCUGCUGCUAACCAGCCCCAUCCGGAUCUGUGCUGCUUCCCUCGUUGCUGUGUGUGUUGUCAGAGCUUC
Messenger RNA from Euleptes europaea (tarantolino), 2339 nucleotides. It is a transcript of the gene EZH1, whose product is annotated as enhancer of zeste 1 polycomb repressive complex 2 subunit. The transcript has 20 exons. Gene Ontology annotation, biological process: chromatin remodeling. The record is from RefSeq and is a predicted model, not a curated record. NCBI's taxonomy places the organism in Eukaryota, Metazoa, Chordata, Lepidosauria, Squamata, Sphaerodactylidae. Bases 25 to 2268 code for a protein of 747 amino acids. Gene Ontology annotation, molecular function: histone H3K27 methyltransferase activity; protein binding.